ACACAGAGGGCUCGCUUGGCUUGUCAGUUUUCCCGCCAGUCCGAUGGGCAAAGAGACUCCGGCGGAGAAAUCCCUAAAUCUGAUUCGCGGGAGACUCUGUGAUCCUAGUUAUGUCUUCAGACCUCUUUCCGCUUCGUCAGAUAGCAAUUACAGUAAAUUGAAGUUCAUUGUAUCAACCUCUAUCACGGAGGGAUGCAACAACUCGAUGUUGCUUCUCGGCCCUCGCGGCUCUGGCAAAGCUGCUGUCUUGGAUCUCGKUSUAGGUGAKUUAUUGGAGCAGUUUCCUGAUUCAGUAUCAGUAAUCAGAUUGAAUGGACUCUUGCAUAGUGAUGAUAAUUGUGCCUUUAAGGAAAUUGCCAAACAGUUGUGCAUGGAACACCACCUACUAUUCUCCAAAAUGGCAUCAUUCGAUGACAAUUCACAAUUCAUUAUAGCCAUGUUGCGGGCAUGUGGACUAGCACAUAAGACUAUCAUCUUUGUGCUUGAUGAAUUUGACAUGUUUGCACAGGGAAAGCAGCGGUUGCUAUACAGUKUGCUGGACGAUGCUAUGCAAUCUGUAACCUCACAAGCUGUUGUCGUCGGUAUUAGUUCUCGACUGGACGCCGACCAACUUCUGGAGAAAAGAGUGAGAUCUCGCUUUUCACACAGAAAAUUUUUGUUUCUUCCUCCUUCCAGGGAAGAACUUGACGGUUUGUUUGUACACCUGCUGUCUCUACCAGCAGACUCAGGCUUCCCCAGUGGAUAUGUUUCUCGGUUCAAUGAUAAGAUUAAGAAUUUAACAUCAGACACGAGAUUUAAAGACAUACUUAAGACAUUGUUUAAUGCUAAUUCUACUGUGAACAGUUUCCUGAAGUUUAUAUUCUGCGCUGUUUCUUUAAUGAAUUUGGAAUCUGGCCUCCUCUCUCUUGAGAACUUCAAAGCAGCACUUUCAAGUAUGCAAAGGCAACCAAAGUUGGAAGCCGUUAGAGAUUGUUCCGUACUGGAGCUUUAUCUUCUGGUCUGUAUGAGGAGGUUAGAAGUGAAGGAGCAAAGCUCAUACAACUUCAUCAGUGUGAUGAAAGAGUAUAAGGCGAUACACGAUUCUUUUCAUACCUCAGACUACUACGCACAAAAUGUCUGCCUAAGGGCAUUUGAGCACCUGAGAGAGCGACAAGUUAUAUGCUAUGCAGAGAAUAGAGGACAGUCUCAGACAGGAGAGUACCGUUUGCAGAAGCUUUUGAUAUCAGCCUCUGAGCUUCAUCAGGGAAUGAGAUCUCAUGCUUGUUGCCCCGCCAUCCUUCUCAAGUUAUUGGACCAUUGAUCUCUGUGUUUUUGUCCCUUGGGAAUAAGACAAGUCUCUCAAGGCCCUGUGAUAUGUAUGUUUAUUUCAUGGUAAAAGCUACUUGGUUUACAAACUGUAUCUUUAGUUUUUGCUUUGUGUUUACGCUAUAUAUAUAUAAAGGGAGAGUGCAUGUCAACACAUACCCGUGAUUACACAAACAACUUUCUCUACUACACACAAACCCAUUUGAGUCUCAACAUCAAACCCUUCAACUCAUAUAAUUACACAUCAUGCUAACAGUUAAGACCCGCACAAAUUGGAGAUCUUAAUUCACCAUAUCCAGAUCGACUCUAUCUCUCUCAGACUCUCACUUUUGUGCUUGCACCAACGAAGUGUGCUCCCCAUCUCCAC
Arabidopsis thaliana (thale cress) is the source of this 1672-nucleotide messenger RNA. RefSeq names its product origin recognition complex subunit 4 (gene ORC4). The record is from RefSeq and is marked reviewed. Bases 44 to 1300 code for a protein of 418 amino acids. Gene Ontology annotation, biological process: DNA replication. Gene Ontology annotation, cellular component: origin recognition complex; nucleus. The transcript has 16 exons. Lineage: Eukaryota; Viridiplantae; Streptophyta; Magnoliopsida; Brassicales; Brassicaceae. Gene Ontology annotation, molecular function: DNA binding; ATP hydrolysis activity; ATP binding.